Molecule: messenger RNA, 2352 nt
Organism: Branchiostoma belcheri (Belcher's lancelet)
Lineage: Eukaryota; Metazoa; Chordata; Leptocardii; Amphioxiformes; Branchiostomatidae
Exons: 5
Coding region: 43-2238 (731 amino acids)
Biological process (GO): G protein-coupled receptor signaling pathway
Cellular component (GO): membrane
Molecular function (GO): G protein-coupled receptor activity
Source: RefSeq, a predicted model, not a curated record
GAAGGCUGUAAGUGUUACGGUCUGGUGUUCUUGUGUCGAGACAUGGAGUUCAACCUCAUGUUGGUGGACCUGCCUUGGUACCUCAGGAAAAUUGAUCUGAGCAACUCGGAUUUUACGGAACUAGAAGACAUGCGGGGUAACAACUGGACAGACGUCACUUUUCAAAGGUUCAGUUAUGUGGCAGAACUUGUUCUGAAGAAUGCGGGACUGUGGACUCUGACAAAUGAGAUGUUCCUGAAGCUGAAAAACUUGCUUGUGUUGCACACAGACAGUUAUCAACUCAUCUGUAUUGCCCAGAACGAGGCGAACCUGAAGCUACGGACAUUCACCCCACCAAAGGAUGCUAUCGCUUCAUGCGAAGACCUCAUUGAAAAUGCAGAGCUGAGGAUCGUGCUGUGGGUUUUGGGUUGGUUCGCCUUCCUGGGGAACAUCCUGUUCAUCAUACGUCGUCUUGUCAAACAGAAAGGCGCCCUGACCAAAAUCAAAAUCCUAGACCUCAUUUUUCUCAACCUGCACAUUGCAGACGCCAUUAUGGGUGUCUACUGCAUCAUCAUUGCCUCUGCAGACGAACACUACCGCGGACGGUACAUCGAGAACGCGGAGAUCUGGAAGCAAGGGGGACUCUGUCAGUUCGCUGGGUUCAUUUUCACCCUUGCUGCUGAAAUCCCCUUUAUCGCCCUCCCUAUAGCUGCUGUUGAGGAAAGCAUUUAUGCCUUCUUUGACCUGAAGUUCAGGAAGGAAUUUGGGAAUAAAGAGAAUAAGGAGAAGCCGCCGUUUCCUCAGUGGAUAUCGCUGAAGAGGGCGGCAGCCAUGUUGGGGGUCUCCUGGUUUGUUCUUGCCUUUCUGGCUAUCGUUCCCCUGUUUGGUAUCCCCUACUUUGGGAACAAGUUCUAUGCAAAGAGCACGGUGUGCCUCCCGGUGUACAUCGCUGGUGACUUGCCCGUUGGGUUCGGGUAUACCGCCUUCCUCUUCAUCAUUUUCAACUUCUGUGCGAGCAUGGCGCUCAUCGCCUGCUAUGUCUUCAUGUUCGCAGUGGACACCCAGAGGGAGGUAGAGUAUGAUGACGAGGGGGAGGCUAUAGAGGAGAUGGCCUUCAGCCAUCGGUUGUUUGCCGUGUCGUUCACUAACCUGUCCUGCUGGCUGCCCGUGGUGCUGUUCGGGAUGGCGGGGUGGCACGGCAGCCCAGUGUCGGUUGACCUGACGCCCUGGGCUGCCCUGAUCAUGAUCCCUAUCAAUGCUGCCGUCAAUCCGCUGAUCUACAUGAUCUUUCCUGACAAGAAGAGGGACCUGGGAGCUGACAAGGGGAAAGACGGGAAGCCAGGAGCCAAGCCGGGACAGGGUGGGGCCAAGCCAGGACAGGGUGGGGCCAAAGCGGUCCAGGGCGGGGCCAAGGCAGGGCAGGGUGGGGCAAAGGCUGGACAGGGUGGGGCCAAACCUGGCCCGGGUGGAGCCAAGCCGGGCCAGGGUGGGGGCAAACCCGGUCAGAGUGGGGCCAAAGCGGGGCAGGGUAGGGCCAUGGCAGGGGCCAGUGAGGUCGAGAGUGCUGUUAAAGCUAAAGGCGGUCAGGCUCAGGCUAGGGGGAAGGGCAAAGUUGCAGGUGCAGCCAAGGAUGAUAUUGGUAGUGCAGGUGACGCCGAACCCAGCGCAAAGGGCCAAGCUGGCGGCAAAGUAGUCCCUGAAGAAGCCAAGAUUGUGGCCAAGGAAGGAGAUGGAGGCUCUCCAGAUGUCGCUAAAGCUAGCAGUGGCAAUGCGCAAGUUGGAGGUCCUGAUGCAAGUGCUGGCGAGACGGUUGAUGAGGGAGUUGCGGCAGGGGAAGGCGGCGGCACUAAGGUUUCUCUCAAAGUCGAAGUGCACCGCAGUGACGAGAAGGGUGACACCACCAGUGACGACAGCGGGGUGAGUGGGUCUAAGAGCGAAGGCACGGAGGGGAGUCACGAAGAUGCCGGCACUGCUGAAGGAUCCCCGGAUCAGGCCAAAGAGACCUCAGCACAUGACGUGGAUGCUGGCGACACGCCCACUCAAGGUGGCAAAGGGAAUGCCAAAGAUGAUGCGAAAGCCAGGGAAGGAUCCCAUGAUGAGGGCAAGGCUGGUCCUGUACGGGAUGGAGGCGUGGAUGCAGGAGAUGCUACCGCUCAGGAUGGCGGAGGGGGUUCGAAGGAUGGUGCUAAAGUGGGUGAAGCAGACCACAAAGUAGAGACUGAUGGCAACAAUGCAGAUGGCAAGGCUGAGGCUGACUAAAUAGGCAGUAGCACUGAAGCUGCUAAGAGGGGAGAGGAUCUGGUUGGUUGCAAAGAUGAUCAUGACAGAACAAAGAGCACUGGAACAGGGCAAAGAUGACAAUAACACUCAUAA